Messenger RNA from Aspergillus costaricaensis CBS 115574, 1713 nucleotides. Its product is annotated as eukaryotic translation initiation factor 4E. Bases 391 to 1437 code for a protein of 348 amino acids. The transcript has 3 exons. Gene Ontology annotation, cellular component: cytoplasm; eukaryotic translation initiation factor 4F complex. The record is from RefSeq and is a predicted model, not a curated record. Gene Ontology annotation, biological process: translational initiation. Gene Ontology annotation, molecular function: translation initiation factor activity; RNA 7-methylguanosine cap binding. Lineage: Eukaryota; Fungi; Ascomycota; Eurotiomycetes; Eurotiales; Aspergillaceae.
CUUCCCUUUCCCUUUCCCACUUCACAUCUACCAAAGUAUCUACUUCCUGCUUCUCCCCCCUCGACCUUCUCAGAAAUUCCCUCGCCACGUUCACGAUCACGAUCACGAUUCCUCCUCUCCAACAUUCGUCACCUUCUAUCCCUCGCCUCGCCUCGACUACCGUCCUGACUGCUCCGCUCGCCGCGUCCCUUCUUGUACCCUCAAUUUAAUCCUAUCAAGUAAUUUUCAGACUUGGGUCCUGUGUCACUCGAUCUCCCUUGAUUGCUCGAUAAUUUCGUCCACCACCUCGAAUCUCUUCCUCCUCCUUCCCUUCGCAAAACAACCCGACCGCCGGAUCCUGUGUCCCCGGCUGAUGAUCGCUCGCUUUCUGGGCCGUCACUAGCUAUCUCCAUGGAUAACGCAAACCUCUGGACUCGCCGAUCCAACACCUCCAAGUUGUCUCUGUCUAUGACGGGGACGGACGGCGCUCGAGUUGAACUUCCCCGCGCCACCAAGCGAUUCGGCCCCGACAGCUCCCACGGCGGCCGGUCCAACCCUUUCAACGCUCUCUCCCCCCUCUCCGGCGGCGUGUCCUCUCCGUCUACAAACGCCUCCUCUGCAUUCGGCCUGGGCUCCGGUGCCUUUGCGUCGUUUGGAACCCCCAAAACCCCCGGUGCACCUUCUGACCUGAAAACCCCCGGCGAGAAGCGCGAAAACCCUGUCGACCAGGCUUCCGCCGCCGAGGCCGGCAAAACCAAGGGUGUUGCCUUGACGCUCAAGGAGCACCCGCUCAAGUCCACUUGGAUUAUCUGGUACCGGCCUCCCACACCUAAAUACUCCGAUUACGAAAAAUCUACCGCCCCGCUUGCAUCCAUAUCAUCAGUAGAGAGUUUCUGGUCGAUCUACUCGCACCUAAAGAGGCCUUCUCUACUCCCCACCGUCUCCGACUACCAUAUCUUCAAGAAAGGCAUUCGUCCGGUAUGGGAGGACGAAGCCAAUAAGCGAGGUGGAAAAUGGGUGGUGAGGCUGAAGAAGGGGGUUGCGGAUCGCUACUGGGAGGACCUCCUCCUGGCUAUGAUCGGUGACCAAUUUGCAGAGGCUAGCGAUGAGGUUUGUGGUGCGGUUCUCAGUGUGCGGAGCGGGGAGGAUGUUCUGAAUGUGUGGACCCGCAUCGAUGGCGGGCGGAACAUCAAGAUCAGGGAAACAAUCAAACGUCUACUUAACUUUCCCGCUGACACCAACAUUGUCUGGAAGAGUCACGAUGACAGUAUCGCCCAACGUUCGGCCAUCGACCAGGCUCGCCAGGAGAAGGCCGCCGGAAACGCCGGCCAUCACCACCAUCACCAUCACCAUCACCACCAUAACAACCACAACCACAACCAGCAACACCAGCUGGGCGAUCGACGAAGAGUUACGGCGAAUGACGAGGGGGAUAAAGGAAAAGGCACGACAUCUUGACAUGCUUUACGUGGGUUAUGAUCCUGUAUAGUAAAGGCCACACAAAAAUCUCAUUGGGAUGAUUUGGGAUCGGGGCAUUUAGGGCGAAAUACUGAGUGAUCUCGAUUUGGGUUUUUAUUUUCUGUCCAUUUUAUUUCAAUUCAUGGGCGCUGCUACUGCACGUGGAUAUGCAAGUUUGGGGUGCUCGGAUGGGAUGAAGCGUAACUACUUUUAUUACUGCUAUACUUAGUAUCUUCUUCUUCUAUCUACUUCCUCACCUGCACGAAUCGUGAUCGG